Daucus carota subsp. sativus is the source of this 788-nucleotide messenger RNA. RefSeq names its product SWR1 complex subunit 6. Lineage: Eukaryota; Viridiplantae; Streptophyta; Magnoliopsida; Apiales; Apiaceae. Gene Ontology annotation, molecular function: nucleosome binding. Bases 97 to 615 code for a protein of 172 amino acids. The record is from RefSeq and is a predicted model, not a curated record. Gene Ontology annotation, cellular component: Swr1 complex. Gene Ontology annotation, biological process: chromatin remodeling. The transcript has 5 exons.
GGCUCCUGGCUCCCAGAACAUACAAGCAAGAACACAAAAAGUGUUCAUCUCUCGCCUCUCCUCUCAGCGCCCAUUUCUUCUUUCAGGAAUUCAGAUAUGAUGGAUGAAGAUAUGUCCAAUUCAGCUCGUCGAAUGUCGACCCGAACUCGUCGAGUCGCUCCGAAAAUGGUUGCUGCUCUUGCUAGUAAUGAUAAUCGUACCCAGGCAGUUCUUGCUCGUCUUGAAGCUCUGGAAAAUGAUAAUCCCGGAUUAGAAACAGUUGAAGUUAAUGAUGAUUCUGAUGCUUCCCUUGACGAUGAUGAUGAACAAGUGAAGAGGCAGUCAAAGGGCACGAAACGCAAAACUCGUCAAGCAAAAGCACUUGAGAAUGCUAAGAAAGCACCAAGAACAUUUCAUGAACUCUUGCAUGAGGCAAACCUAGAGUCUUUGCCUCGUCAUGUGCCCACCUACUUAAGAGCAGCUGUUGGGCCUCCAAGCUCUGUAGCUCGUCGACAUUUUUGCACAGUUUGCGGUUUCUCUUCCAAUUAUACAUGUGUAAGGUGUGGGACACGGUUCUGUUCCACUCGCUGUCAAAAUAUACACAAUGAUACACGGUGUCUAAAGUUUGUUGCCUGAUAUGUAUAAAGUUUUAAUAGCUCAAAUUGUGUUAAUGUUCUAUUAGUUUUUCGCAUUAUCACUGUUUCUUUCAAAUUUUCACAUGUACUUUUGAAUUUUGAAUUCAGUAGAAAAUGUGAUUUCAUAUACAUCUGGGUUGAUUUUUUUCAUAUUAAAACCGAGUAUCUUCACUA